AGAACAAGACAAGGCACGGACGGAACGAGAAACGUUCGAAACGCGUUGUUUUCGAUUCACGCGCGGCCAUUCGUUCGAUCAACCAUACUCAGUGACAACUACAAGGAUGUACGAGGAUUGCGUGCUGCAGUCAAUGCGAUUUCCGCAAAAGCUCUGGCGGAUAGUGAACGAGUGCGAGACUGGAGCAAUCCGUUGGGGUGCGAACGGUGACACCAUACUGCUCGAUUAUAAAAGAUUCCAGACGGAAUACUUGGAUACGCGCCGGCCCAUCUUCAAGACGAGCAAUAUCACUAGCUUCAUCAGGCAACUGAAUCUCUAUGGUUUCCGCAAAGUCACUUACCACGGCCGCGACCCAGCCUGCAACUCUUGCAACCCACACGUGCACGAGUUCCUGCACGACAACUUCCGAGCCGACCGCAUCGACAUGUUAUCCAAGGUGUGCCGGAAAACCGGUAGGAAAACCCGGUGCUCGCAACAUGAAACCGCGAAAAAUGAGGAAGAGAGUCCGCGAUCGGAAACAAAUCACGUAUCUCGCUUAAAACUGUGUCAGUUGGCGCUAACUGAAACUUUGGAGCAAAUUACCCAAGAAUAUCGACGGGAACACAAUCAAGGAAAAAAAUUAAUUAUAACAAAAGAUAAUACUCCAAAACAAAUAAGAAACACUCAAGAAGAUACAGUUCCUGUUCUUUAUGAGAUUGAAUUCAACAAUGUUUCAAAUCAGAAACCUACCAUAGAACGAAAUAUAAAAUAUUCUGCAUACCAGUUUCUUCCUACAAAGAUCAAUACAUCGUUUGAACGCAAAAUAAUCACGCCACCUCAGUGCAUUGCUUUGAUAGAUAAACGUGAUUUGCACUUUAAUAUUCAAAAUAUUCAUUGA
Trachymyrmex cornetzi is the source of this 877-nucleotide messenger RNA. Its product is annotated as heat shock factor protein. NCBI's taxonomy places the organism in Eukaryota, Metazoa, Arthropoda, Insecta, Hymenoptera, Formicidae. The transcript is spliced from 3 exons. The coding region runs from base 107 to 877 and encodes 256 amino acids. Gene Ontology annotation, molecular function: DNA-binding transcription factor activity; sequence-specific DNA binding. Gene Ontology annotation, biological process: regulation of DNA-templated transcription. The record is from RefSeq and is a predicted model, not a curated record.